UAAUAUCGCGUUAUCACUCUUAUCAAAUUGAUCGAACUUUUUGAACUUUUUCCUUUUUCAAAAUUUGAAUGUGAAAAUGUGUUCUUAAUCGGAAUAAAAUUUUGACUGGAAUUACUCGAGUAAAAUUCAUGUUUAAACAACUUUUUGAAGUCGCAAAGUCACACGUCAUCGCUGAUGUAUUUCGCUCUUUAUCUAGUAUAAGAUAAACCCUUCAUAGUCAGUUAUUAUGCCUUGGUUGGGUAUGUUUCAUCAUUAACUUCAUUCCGAAAAUCGUUUUCAGUGUGUUACUUUUCCGAUACUCUGCUUUGAUCAAUUCUCAACUAACAAAUAUCGAAAAUCAAAAAUGAAUAGUAUGCACAAAGAGUGUAACGAAUUAAAGCAAAAAUACGACGCUUGUUACACCGUCUGGUUUACCGAUAGAUUUUUAAAAGGAGAUACAAACGAGGAAAUGUGUGCUCCUCUGUAUAAACUGUAUCAACAAUGCUUAAAGAAAAACAUGAAAGAACACAAUAUUAGUAUAAAAGAAAUCGAGAACGAUAAUUUUGAGGUGGAGAAGAACGCAAAGCCGCAGUCAAGCAGUAAUUCUAAGUGAUCUUGGUGUACAUUUCCACUGUUUUAUUUUCAUGUGUUAUGUUGUAGUUAUUUUUAAAAUAUAGGAAAUGAUUUUCAAA
Planococcus citri (citrus mealybug) is the source of this 671-nucleotide messenger RNA. RefSeq names its product TP53-regulated inhibitor of apoptosis 1-like. The coding region runs from base 344 to 592 and encodes 82 amino acids. Gene Ontology annotation, cellular component: nucleus; cytosol; mitochondrial intermembrane space. NCBI's taxonomy places the organism in Eukaryota, Metazoa, Arthropoda, Insecta, Hemiptera, Pseudococcidae. Gene Ontology annotation, molecular function: phosphatidic acid transfer activity. Gene Ontology annotation, biological process: phospholipid translocation. The transcript has 3 exons. The record is from RefSeq and is a predicted model, not a curated record.